Durusdinium trenchii is the source of this 1295-nucleotide messenger RNA. NCBI's taxonomy places the organism in Eukaryota, Dinophyceae, Suessiales, Symbiodiniaceae. The record is from the annotation of a GenBank genome assembly.
AGCUUCGAUUGCUCAAACUUGCGGUAGCGAACCGAUCUGCCUGCCUUUGUAACCAUUCAAGGUUGGGCGCUCGAAAGGAUCAUGAGCUGAGCCACUGGGGUCAUGCGACGAAAGAGCUGUCUACUCUUGGGCUGCUUGAACUGCUUGACCUUUGGUGGAUUCGCAUUGGAGUGGGGCCAAGCUUUGUCCCUGGACACCGUUCUGUCCACCUCCACCAAUUUGCAGCUUCUGCAAGCAGGGAAAGAGUACCAUCCGUCUCACCUGGAUGAGCGGAGAUUGCAUAGUGCGAAAGCUCGAGCCUCUUUGGACUCCUUUGGACUCCCAACCUUGGAGUUCGAUGAGGUCACCAGAACUCAUUCAAGUCACAAGCUGAAGGGAGAACUGCUUGAGGAGGCUGCAAUGGCAGCAGCUGCACUGGCAGUGAGAGAAGAGGCCAAGGCGGCCCGCGCGGUCGGCGGAGGAGAACCCGCCCGGCUCUUGGCAUCCACGCACCUGAAGAGCCAUGCGGAGCGAUCGGCCAGACAUUUGAUCUCACGCUUCGAGGUGAUCAACGAGGAAGCCAAUGAGUCUCACACCAACAGCAGUUCCCCAAGGAUCGUGAAUCAAAGUUCGCCCUGGACAAAUCCACAAGGAGUCAAUCCCUUCAAUCCAUUCAGCAACCCGUUCUUCAACCCUUUCACCCCAAACCCCUACACGCCCUUGCACACAGGCGGAGGGCGUGGCAGCAACCUACUCUUCAUUUUGUUUGUCUUCAUCCUUGCAGCUGCAGGCUGUGCAGUAGCUUGUGGUGGGGUGUGGGAGGAUGAUGACGAUAUCAGCAGUGGUGACGAGAGCCAUCUGGGUUUGAUGGGGCUCAACGCCGACGCCCGGCGUGGGCGGGAGAACAUCAAGCGGAAGGUGCAGCCAGCGGAGAAAAGUCGUGGAUGCUUGAGCUGGUUGUCUUGCUGCGGCUGUUGCAGGUAUUGUUCCAAGACAGUGAUCUUGUUCACUCUUGGAGCCAUGCUGUUAACAUUCCUAGGUGGCAAGAUCUUGUGGAACAGCGGCAUCCUGCAGCCUCUACUGGCGCAGCUGUUGCUGUAUGCCUACGUGAUCCUCAUCAUCUUGGGCUUUGCCGUGGUCAUUACCCACGAGCUCACCCGGAAGAUCCGGCGCACCGUGGACAGCAUCUACCGGAGCCUGGUCGAUUUCCAAGACGUGAUGCCCCACUGGUUGAAGAAUCGAAAGGAGGCUUCCCCUUACUACUGAGCGCUUGACACUCUUGACACUCUUGACACUGCAAAAAGGAGGGUGUGGCA